CCAGGAGUGAUAUCAAACCUGGGUCCCUUUGAGACAGCAGUACUAAUCAUUGAUCCACUGUCCCUGUACUCCUGUCUCUAUGAAGGCUAACAUACCAUUUGCCUUCUUCACCAGCUUUUGCAUUCACAAGCUUACUUUCAGUGGUCUCAUUUCCCUUACAAUUUAAUUCUUCAUUACUAUAACCUUUGCACUCUCCCAUGCAGGAAAGCCAACCAUGAUGCAACAAAUUUGCCUGUUACUACUUUUCACUGAGAGGCCAUUCCCCUCCCCCACCCAGUAGUAUCCAAAGUGGCAUUUUCUAUUUUGCAGGGGACUCCUACACAGCCUACCUCGACCCCUUUCUCUGCCUGGUGUCAUCCAUUCUCUCCUUGCCUCUGCAGUCUUAGACCUUGAAGUGAUCACCUCUAUGUAUGUGCCAUCUACGAUUGUUUCAGCCACAUAGAUUUUCCAGAAUUUCCCAGCUACUGCUCCAGCUCCAAAAUUCAGGCUUCCAGGAGCUGCAGCUGGAGACACUUCCUGUAUACGUUCUGGCCCCAGGCACUGGAACUGUGCCCAACUUCGCACAUUAACUACUCUAGGGCCCAUAUUCUCUGAACCACCACACUAUAGCCCUUCCAAAUUAAUAACCCAAAAAAACUUGCAAACUUUAAGCAAUAAAAACAUGGUAUAAAUUCUCACCCAAACCUAUUCACUCAAUCAGCUGCUUCCUCUUAUCCCAAAUUACUUUUUGAUAUUAUUUUUCCCAGAAUGUUUCAGUGUGAUAAUGCUGCAGGGUGCACUUCCUAUUGGGCACAUGGGAACACCACCACUGCAAGAGUCCUCCAAGCCAUUUCUCAUCCUAGCUUGGAAAUAAAACAUUUCUGGGUUAAAAUCCCGGAACUCUCUCCCUAAUGUUAUAGGGUGUCAGCUUGCAGCACAUGGAGUACAGUGAUUCAGGCAGGCAGCUCAUCACUACCUUCUCAAGGAUAACUUAGGAGUGGGUAAUAAAUGCUGGCCCAACCAGCAACACACACAUCCUGCUAAUGGUUAGGACAGAAGAUAUAUUAGCCAGUCAAUAUUUGUAUCUCAACCCAACACAGGGCAACCUCGAUUAUCCGAAUGUCGAUCAUCCUAAUUUCGGAUUAUCUGAACAAGAUCUCAAGAUCCUGAUGCUUGGGUAAACUGUAUUAUUCAAACAUUUCAUUAUUCGAAUAUUUGAUUAUCUGAACAAAAUACUCCCCACCUGUGUCGUUCGGAUAAUCGAGGUUGCCUUGUACCACGAAAGAACAUUUGUUUGUGAUUUCUUGGUGAGCAUAUCAAACAUUGAUUCGAAUAUUCCUUUUAAUUUCAAACAGAAAGCCACAAUCCCAGCUCCCCUACACAUUCUGGACUCCAGACUCUCAUUCGAUCUCAGCAAACAGUGCAAACUGGUAGCACGGCUGUGAGUCCAACAUUUCAAAACAUCACAGGCCCUGUGAAUGUUACAGUGCAGACAGCCAGCAGCCAAAAUGGAAUUAUUGAUUGCGAUUGUGCCCACCUGUUAGAAUAUCUGUGUUUCCAGCCUGCAAUCUUAAUCAGCAGUCUCGUGAGGUAUAUCAAGAAAGCCGACGAAUGCGAAGAAACACUGUGGACAUUGCAGGAGUUAUUAGUAAUCAUAAGAAGAUGCUGAGGGAAAAAGUCCAGUACAUCACUGAAUACACAAGUAAGCCAGGUGAAAAGAUCUUGCUAACAGAGAAUUUCACCAACCUUUGGAUAACUGAAGGCGACUGCAACUCAAUUCCCCAAAGACAUGAGGUGAUGGAUAUUGAAGCUAUGUCCAAGCAGGAAAGGUCUGGUGCCCGUUCCAUCGACUACACGGAAAUAUUCGUCUGUUCGCUACAGCAAUCCCGGCCACCGAGGAUCACCUUAACCAAGGGAUUGGCGGGAAUUGGGAAAACUAUCUGUGUGCAUAAGUUUGCUUAUGAUUGGAGUAAUGGCUUGGUGGCCUUGGACUUUGACUUCCUGUUCAUGUUCCCAUUCCGGGAACUCAAUCUGCUGCCAGAAAGUAAACUCAGCAUCAGCCAGCUGGUCCAGAGGUACUACCCUCACACUGGGGACGCAUCAACCUUCUUAAAGGACACCAACAUCAAAUGUCUCUUCAUCUUUGAUGGCUUGGAUGAAAGUCGUCUCUGCUUGGAUUUCAAUAAAAGCCCCGAAUAUGCUGAUGUCGAGCACGUGAUGAAACUCCAUGUUCUCCUCGUGAAUUUAAUUAAAGGAACCCUGCUUUCCCAUGCCUCCGUUUGGAUAACGGCCCGCCCUGCAGCUGCCCGCCAAAUCCCAGCUGCUUACAUUGACAGACUGAUGGAAAUUCAAGGGUUUCGAGAUGAAGAGAAAGAGGAAUACUUUCGCAAAAAAUGCAAAGAAAAGGCGGAUAUGAUUUUGUCCAAUAUAAUGAGGCAACCCAGCCUUUUCACCAUGUGCUAUGUCCCAGCUUUCUGUUGGAUUCUGGCCACUGUCCUACUACAUGCCAUGAAAUCUUGCAGUGAGACUGACAUCCACCAACACACCCCCAGAACCAUCACUGAGGUCUACAGCAACUUCUUGAUUGUGAUGAUAAUGUACCACCAAGAUAAGCAGAGCCAUGGGGUAACUGAGAGGGAAAAGGUCAGUGACUUGCUGCAAGCCAAGCGCCCAGUCAUUCUGAACCUGGGAAGGUUGGCCUUCCACUGUCUGAAAGUCCAGAAGCUGGUCUUCCAUCAAAGGGACAUGGAGUCAUUUAGAGUAGACCUAUCUCUGCUAUGUGAUGGCUUUUGCAAAGAGAUCCUCCUCCAAGACGAGCCUAUCUUUCAGCACAAGGCUUAUGCCUUCAUACACCUGACAAUGCAGGAGUAUUUUGCUGCCCUGUAUGUUUUCCUUCAGCACCACAUGGGCCAGCACCCAAACCCACUGGCAAAGGGGCUGAUGACGAAGUUGCGAGGCCUAUUCUCCCGUCCCAGCUUUUCUGACGUUUGUAAAAGUGCAUGCAAGAAAGCAGUGUGGAGUCAAAGUGGGCACCUGGAUAUGUUUUUCCGCUUCCUCUGUGGCCUGUCAACAGAAAAGAACCUCCAACUUUUGCAGGGUCUGUCAAGCCAGGGGGUGAGUGGCGGCGAGGACGCCACACGGACUGCAGCCUACAUCAAGAGAACUUUACACAGGGACAUUCCUGCGGAACGAUGCCUGAACCUGUUCUAUUGCUUAAAUGAGCUGAACGAUGGCUGUAUAGUCGACAAACUGAAGCAAUCUCUAAGGGAAGGAGCUCUGGCGACUCGAGACCUGGAAGCGGCUGAAUACUCGGCCAUAGCGUUUGUGCUCCAAGCAUCGAACUCCGACAUGCAGGAGUUCAAUAUAGCAGAUUACAACCUGUCUGAUGAACUGCUCUGGAGGUUGCUGCCUGUUGCGAAACUAUUCAGAAAAGUGAAGUUAGUUAAUAAAGACAUAACAAAGCAUCUGAUGAACUUUCUCGGAGCUCUCCUGAUUCUAUCCAAAAGUCAAGUUCAGGAACUUUGGCUGGAAAAUACCGAAAUCAGUGAUGUGGCAAUGAAACAACUGUGUGUAGCCAUGAAGAAUUCUUGUUGCAGAUUGCAGUCAUUAAGUCUGUCAGGUACCGACUUCACUCAAAGGUCCUGGGAAGAGCUGACGAACGUUAUCAAGAAAAAACAGACGCUACUAACUUUGGAUUUAAGCUACACAUUUCCGGAUCAUUCUGCAAUAAGUUUAUUGGCUGCUGCUCUGAAGGACUCUGAGUGCAGACUACAAACAUUAAAACUGAUUAGCAAUGAUCUCGACUUUCAUUGCUGUGAGGAACUGGGAUCUGGGUUGUCAACAAAUCAGAGUCUAGUGGAGUUGAAUUUGAAUCGCAACCAACUGAAAGACGUGGAGAUGAUGGCACUGUGCAAUGCAUUGAAGGAGCCAGAAUGCAAACUCCAAAUACUGUAUCUUAAUCACAACCAGAUCAGCAGCGACUGUUGUGAGGUCUUGAGUUCUGUUCUCACCCAAAACAAAGCAUUGUUUCAUCUGAGCCUGACUCACAAUAAGCUUGGUAAUGCUGGAGUUAAAAUUCUGUGUCGUGCAUUGAAGAACAAUGUCUGCAAACUGCAAAAAUUGAGUUUGAAAUAUAACAACCUGACGUACGAUUGUUGUGAAGAAUUGGCUUUUGCUGUCAAAGAGAACUCAGAAUUACUGGACUUGGACAUCAGUGUAAAUAAAAUAACUGAUAUUGGUGUCAAACUCCUGUGUCAAAUAUCAACAAACCACAAAUCCAACAUGCAGUGUCUCAGGAUUUCCAUGAGUGAUCUUUCUGCAAAUUGUUGCCAGGCCCUUGCAUCCCUUCUGGUUGAGCUGAAAACAAUUAAAGAACUUCAUCUGGACUUCAAUGUGAUUGGAGAUUUGGGUGUGAAGUAUCUCUGCUGGGCCUUUAAAACACGUGAUAACGGAAUGGAAGCGUUAAGCCUGAAGAGAAAUUAUCUGACAGAUGAGUGCUGUGGGGACCUUGUUUCUGCCCUUUGUGUGAAGAAUACACUGAAGUUCCUGGACCUCUCCUUGAAUGGACUUACAGAUAACUCUCUGGAGCUCUUCCAACAUCUUGUAUUGAAAUGUGCUGAUUUGGAAGAGCUUGUGCAAGGAUGCCCUGAGGCAUGGUACAUUGACAAGACCGAGCAGAGGCUAUGGCAACGGAUGAAUAGACACCGCACAACAAUCAACAGACAGGAGUUCUCUCCCUGUUGGAGAAUGCUUCAGCGGUCUGGGACAUUUGACCUCGGACCUUCGGCUGACCAUGCUCCAGGUUUUGAGUCAGGCAACAAUGCAAAGUGGCCGAGCAGAGGCUGAAAAUCAAGUUCGCUACUAAUGGGGAUGGCCUCAACCGGGACCUUGGGUUCAUGGCACGUUACAGGUGACCCCACUGCACGACACGCAGACAUCUACCCUGCAUACACACACUCUCACAGACAGUCAUUACUCCACCCACACCCCACACACAAGGUCGUGGGGUGAAUUUUACUUGUGGAAUUUUAUGCAUGAGUCCAUGUAAGAUUCUGUAAAUCAUUUUAUUUUUUAAAAAUAGAAUUGGGCUGAACAUUGGGGCACAGACAGCUCACACCUUCUGUGUUUUUUCUGAGACUCCAUGGCACCUAUAGAGGAGCUGAAUAUCUUUAAAGAGAGAAAGACCCUGUGGAAAGCUGUAGCGUUGACGGAUUUAGGUGCUCUUUUGCAAAAUUGCAAAAAGCUAGCAUCCAAGUUCAGCAGGUAAUGGGGAAAGCAAAUGGAAUGGCGGCCUUUACUUCAAGGAAAAUGGAGUGUAAAAAUCUGUGCCCAGUUUUGGUCCCCUUUUGGAGGCAGUUCAGAGUGUCAUGAUUGUAACACUGUCAGCCAGCUGAACCUCAUGGAAUGAGUUCCCUGAUUGAACCAGAUUAACAGCCCCAAUCAUGGAGUCCUGGCUGACAGAUAAAAAUGGUGAGUGGCAAAGAUACUGAUACUCUGGUCCCUUAAUCUGUAUGAGGCA
Chiloscyllium plagiosum (whitespotted bambooshark) is the source of this 5497-nucleotide messenger RNA. NCBI's taxonomy places the organism in Eukaryota, Metazoa, Chordata, Chondrichthyes, Orectolobiformes, Hemiscylliidae. The record is from RefSeq and is a predicted model, not a curated record.